AUGUGGCUGCAGAAUUUACUUUUCCUGGGCAUUGUGGUCUACAGUUUCUCAGCACCCACCCGCUCGCCCAACCCUGUCACCCGGCCCUGGAAGCAUGUAGAUGCCAUCAAAGAAGCUCUGAGCCUCCUAAAUGACAUGCGUGCUCUGGAGAACGAAAAGAACGAAGACGUAGACAUCAUCUCUAAUGAGUUCUCCAUCCAGAGGCCGACAUGUGUGCAGACCCGCCUGAAGCUAUACAAGCAGGGUCUACGGGGCAACCUCACCAAACUCAAUGGCGCCUUGACCAUGAUAGCCAGCCACUACCAGACGAACUGCCCUCCAACCCCGGAAACUGACUGUGAAAUAGAAGUCACCACCUUUGAGGAUUUCAUAAAGAACCUUAAAGGCUUUCUGUUUGAUAUCCCUUUUGACUGCUGGAAGCCGGUCCAGAAAUGAGGAGGC
Molecule: messenger RNA, 441 nt
Organism: Rattus norvegicus (Norway rat)
Lineage: Eukaryota; Metazoa; Chordata; Mammalia; Rodentia; Muridae
Gene: Csf2
Product: colony stimulating factor 2
Exons: 4
Coding region: 1-435 (144 amino acids)
Biological process (GO): positive regulation of leukocyte proliferation; immune response; positive regulation of cell population proliferation
Cellular component (GO): granulocyte macrophage colony-stimulating factor receptor complex; extracellular region
Molecular function (GO): growth factor activity; granulocyte macrophage colony-stimulating factor receptor binding; cytokine activity
Source: RefSeq, marked validated